GAGAGGAGCAAGUUAACAAAGACUGUUAAGAUUUCAGGAAUAUUUGGAGAAAUGCCUGGCUAGGGUUUGGUCUACGAGGAAUUGAACAACGAUCUCGAUCCACCAACGAGUUAUCUGCAGUAAUUCGGUCGGAGACUCAGUUCCGUUCCCGAGUUUGGACGGCGGCGGCGGCGAAGGGAAAGAAUGGCCUCUACCCGGUAAACGUCUCCGUUCACUGUUUUUUUCACUCUCUGGGUAAAUCAUUUUGAGAAAGUAGUGAAAUGGUUAUUAGAAAGCAACUUUGCAGCAAUUGCUAUCUCUUGUUUCGUCCUCACACCAAAUGCUUAUCUUCAGCAACCGUAGAAUCAAGUUUCAAUGACAUAGAAACCCAAAUUAGAUCCUUAUGUGAUAAAUCCAGUCCCCGACUCGAAGAUGCUUUGCUCCUCUUUAAUCAAGCAGUUGAAAUCCACGGCCUGCCUUCUGAAUCAACAUGCGAUUUUCUUUUACAAACAUUUUCACAGUCGAGGAAGUAUAACAUGGUUAUCAAUGUCUACAAUAAGAUGAAGGGUAUUCAAGUUUUUCGCAGUUUCAUAUCAUUGCAAGUUCUGAUCGAGUUUUUCCUUCAUUCAAAUAAGCCCGAUUUUUCUUUUGGAGUGUUGGGCACGAUGGUGAAGUGUGGUUUUCAAGUUAACACAUAUUGUAUAAAUGUUGUUUUAAAUGGACUUUGUCGAAAUGGUGAUACUUCAAGAGCUGUAAAGGUUUUCAAUGAAUGGUGCAGAGGGUCUGUAUUGCCUGAUGUGAUUACUUUCAGCACUCUUAUGAACGGGCUUUGUAAAGAGGGUCGAAUGGGAGAAGCAAUUGAUUUGUUUGACGACAUGAAGCUGAAGGGCAUCAAUCCGGAUGUUAUUACUUUCACAACUCUUAUGAACGGGCUUUGUAUAAAUGAUCGAAUGAGAGAAGCAAUGGAUUUGUUUGAUGACAUGAGGUUGAAGGGCCUCAAUCCGAAUGUUCUUACUUACAACACUCUUAUGAACGGACUUUGUAAAGAGGGUCGAAUGGGAGAAGCAAUGUAUUUGUUUGAUGACAUGAGGUUGAAGGGCCUCAAUCCGAAUGUUCUUACUUACAACACUCUUAUGAACGGACUUUGUAAAGAGGGUCGAAUGGGAGAAGCAAUGUAUUUGUUUGAUGACAUGAAGUUGAAGGGCAUGAAUCCGAAUGUUUCUACUUAUAACACUCUUAUGAACGGGCUUUGUAAAGAGGGUCGAAUGGGAGAAGCAAUGGAUUUGUUUGAUGACAUGAAGCUGAAGGGCUUCAAUCCGGAUGUUGUUACCUACAGCACUCUUAUGAACGGGCUUUGUGAAAAGGGUCAAAUGGGAGAAGCAAUAGAUUUGUUUGAUGACAUGAAGCUUAAGAGCCUCAAUCCGGAUGUUAUUACUUACAACACUCUUAUGAAUGGGCUUUGUAAAGAGGGUCAAAUGGGAGAAGUAAUGGAUUUGUUGGAUGACAUGAAGCUGAAGGGCCUCAAUCCGGAUGUUUCUACUUACAACACUCUUAUGAAUGGGCUUUGUAAAGAGGGUCAAAUGGGAAAAGCAAUGGAUUUGUUUGAUGACAUGAAGCUGAAGGGCUUCAAUUCGGAUGUCAUUACUUACAACACUCUUAUGAACGGGCUUUGUAAAGAGGGUCGAAUGGGAGAAGCAAUGGAUUUGUUUGAUGACAUGAAGCUGAAGAACAUCAAUCCGAAUGUUUCUACUUACAACACUCUUAUGAACGGGCUUUGUAAAGAGGGUCGAAUGGGAGAAGCAAUGGAUUUGUUUGAUGACAUGAAGCUGAAGGGCUUCAAUCCCAAUGUGAUUACUUUCACCACUCUUAUGAGCGGGCUUUGUAAAGAGGGUCGAAUGGGAGAAGCAAUGGAUUUGUUUGAUGACAUGAAGCUGAAGGACAUCAAUCCGAAUGUUUUUACUUACAACACUCUUAUGAAUGGGCUUUGUAAAGAGGGUCAAAUGGGAGAAGUAAUGGAUUUGUUGGAUGACAUGAAGCUGAAGGGCCUCAAUCCGGAUGUUUCUACUUACAACACUCUUAUGAAUGGGCUUUGUGAAAAGGGUCAAAUUGGAGAAACAAUGGAUUUGUUUGAUGACAUGAAGCUGAAGGGCCUCAAUCCAGAUGUUGUUACCUACAACACUCUUAUGAACGGGCUUUGUGAAAAGGGUCAAAUUGGAGAAACAAUGGAUUUGUUUGAUGAUAUGAAGCUGAAGGGCCUCAAUCCAGAUGUUGUUACCUACAACACUCUUAUGAACGGGCUUUGUGAAAAUGGUCAAAUGGGAGAAGCAAUAGAUUUGUUUGAUGACAUGAAGCUUAAGAGCCUCAAUCCGGAUGUUAUUACUUACAGUGCACUUGUAAAUGGAUUUUGCAAAGCUGGGAAUUUCGACGAGGGAAAGAAACUUUACGAUAUGAUGUUGGAAAAAGGAGUUGAACCGGACGCAUUCAUUUAUUCAAGUUUAUUACAGUAUCUUUGCAAAAUGAGGCGAUGGGAGGAAGCUAGCGAGUUAUUCAAUGUGAUGUCACACCGAGGAAUAAAACAGAAUCGGGUAAUCUAUAACGUUUUAAUCGAUGGGCUGUGUAAAGAUGGAAGGCCUAUGGAUGCCAUGCGGUUAGUAGACUUAAUGGAGGAGAAUGGUGAAGAGUCAGACAAAAUAACAUAUACUUCACUAAUCAAUGAAUUUUGUAAAUCUGGUAUGGUUACCGAAGCUUUAAGAGUCUUUGAAAGAAUGACUAAAGGGAAUAAUAAUAAAAUCGACAUUGUUUCUUACAAUUCAUUAGCUUGGGGGCUUUGCAAGAAUGGGAAGGUUGAUGAGGCGGUGAGGUUAGUAUCUUUGAUGUUGAAAGACAAGAAUCGUGUAGAACCAAAUCAUCAAUUGUUAACAGCUUUAAUUUACGGGCUAUGUAAAGAAGGUCAUCUAAAGAAAGCGAUGGAGAUUCAUCGUGAAAUGAACAUGAGAGAAAUAUUUCCUUUUAAUAUACUAAUACAUGCUCAUUUGAAGAAAGGAGAUGUCGGUGAAGGAAUGAAGUUAUUGAAGAACGGGCUUGAAAUGGGAUUAGUUCUGGAUUCAUACACUUAUUCAGCUUUGAUAAAUGGAUUCUGCCGAUUGAGAAUGAUGAACGUUGCGAAAGGUCUUUUGAUUCACAUGACUGUUCGUGGAAUUCUGCUUACACCUCAUCAUUACAACACUUUACUAGAAAGUCUCUGCAAAGAAGGUAGUUUGGAGGAGGCAAAGGGUUUCUUUUUAGCGAUGAGCAAAACAGACAGUAAGCCGAAUGUUGCAUCUUUUAAUAUAAUAAUUCAUGGAACUCUAAGAGCAAAGGAUCUACAUUCGGCGAAACUAUUCUUCGAGGAAAUGCUUCAAAUGGGCGUGGAACCUGAUGUUGGGAUCUUUUCAACACUUGUAAAUGGAAUAAUGAAAUUAGAACAUUGGAAGGAGGGAAAAGACACGAUCGAGAGGAUGGUGACUUGCGGUUAUGGUCCUACUGCUGCUGUAUACGAUUCUUUGCUAAAGGGUUUUCUUGCGAUGGGUGAAAAGGAAGAAAUAAUUGGUUUGCUUAGACGGAUGGCAGCUGAUGGGUUUCGUCUUAACGAAGAAAUUACUGAUACAAUUCUCAAAUGUUUGUGUCUUUUUUCUGAACAUGAUAAUGUUGAAGAGAUCUUGCCUAGUUUUCAACAGGAGGUUUCUAAGGUGGUUUGAGAAGAAAAUGGAAGAAUUGUAUUGAAUUGAAAUAUUUGAGUUAAAAAUGAUAGUGAUCAUACUUGGGUGACUCUAUUACUUAA
Molecule: messenger RNA, 3799 nt
Organism: Impatiens glandulifera
Lineage: Eukaryota; Viridiplantae; Streptophyta; Magnoliopsida; Ericales; Balsaminaceae
Product: pentatricopeptide repeat-containing protein At1g63080, mitochondrial-like
Exons: 1
Coding region: 261-3716 (1151 amino acids)
Molecular function (GO): protein binding
Source: RefSeq, a predicted model, not a curated record